Balearica regulorum gibbericeps (East African grey crowned-crane) is the source of this 2313-nucleotide messenger RNA. NCBI's taxonomy places the organism in Eukaryota, Metazoa, Chordata, Aves, Gruiformes, Gruidae. The record is from RefSeq and is a predicted model, not a curated record.
GUAAAUCCAUUGCUUGAAGCUUUUGGCAAUGCCCAGACUGUAAUGAAUGACAACAGCAGCCGCUUUGGAAAAUACAUACAGCUGCGUUUCCAGAAUAAUACAGUGCGAGGUGCAAAGCUGAGUGAGUACCUGUUAGAGAAGUCACGGGUAGUGCAACAAGACACCGGGGAAAGGAAUUUCCAUAUCUUCUACUACAUGUUUGCUGGACUCUCUUUGGAGAAAAAGGAGAUGUAUGGGCUAUUGGAUCCUUCACUCUACAGGUACAUAAGUGGACGCUUUGGUACACAGGAUGUAGCUCAGCGCUGGAAGCACAAAUACCAAGAGGUGUGCAAUGCCCUUGACAUGGUGGGCUUCCAAGAACAGGAGCAAGUGGACAUGCAGGCUAUCUUGGCUGGUGUGUUGUCUCUGGGCAACGUGACCUUUGAGCCUGAGGAGAGCAAUGGGUCUGUAAAAGUGAGCGAAGCCUCCCGGGGAUGGCUGAAGGCUGCAGCGGGUCAGUUUGGGGUCCAGGAAGAUGAACUGUUAAAAUGCCUUAUUUGUACGAUGUCAGUGACCCGAGGUGAGCAGAUUCAGCGUUUUCACACCCAGCAGCAAGCAGAAGAUGCUCGGGACUCCAUUGCAAAGGUGGCGUAUGGCCGAGUGUUUGGCUGGAUCGUUUGCAAGAUCAAUGAGCUGCUGGCUGAGAAUGUGGAUCCUGAGGUGGAACUGAGGGAGAUAGGUAUCUUGGAUAUUUUUGGGUUUGAAAACUUUGCAGUGAAUCGUUUUGAACAGCUUUGCAUAAACUUGGCCAAUGAGCAGCUGCAGCAUUUCUUCAACUGUCACAUUUUCCAGCUGGAGCAGGCUGCCUAUAAGGAAGAAGAGCUGCCUUGGGAGCCUGUCACUUUCAACAAUAAUGAACCUAUUCUGAAUCUGCUUCUGGCCAAGCCACUUGGGCUCCUGUCUCUUCUGGAUGAGCAGAGUGCAUUCCCUCAGGCAACUGAUAAGACGUUUGUGGAUAAACUAAAUAGCAGCUUCAAGGGGAAUUUACACUUCCAGCCAGGCCGAGGCCAUGUUUUGGGCUUCAGCAUCAUUCACUAUGCUGGAAAAGUACAAUAUACUGCUGGGGGCUUUCUAGAGAAGAAUAGAGACACCUUGCCAGCCAACAUCCGUGGGCUCUUCAUCAACAGCAUCACCCCCUUGCUCAGUGUGCUGUUCACAGCCACUAUCUCCAGGACGGGGACUCUGAUGCCUCAUGUCAAAGCCAAGGUCAUACCAGCAGUAGAUGACAAGUUCAACAGCACACGAAAACAGUCUGCUGGAGCUCAGUUCCGGCACUCCCUGAUGGUGCUCAUGGAGAAGAUGUAUUCUGCCAACCCACACUUUGUGCGCUGUAUAAAGCCCAACAGCCAGAAGGAGCCAGGUGUGGUGGACAGCCAGGUGGUGCUGCAGCAGCUCCGGUACAAUGGACUGCUAGAGACAAUCCGUAUCCGAAGAGAUGGUUUUUCCUGGAGACCUUCAUUUGAGGAAUUUGCUGAAAGAAAGUCACGACUUUUCUUUAAAUAUUGGCACCAGGAACAGCUGGCGAAGUACGUGGAGCGACUGGAAAGAGCAGCAGUUGUCAUACAGAAAGUUUUCAGGGGAUUCAGAUGCAAGAAGAGUUACCUAAAACUGGUGGCUGAGCUGAGAGCUCAGGCGCAGCGGCUGCAGGAGGAGGCAGAGAGAGAAAGAAGCCAACAGCUGGCGGUGGAAGCAGAGGCCCAGAAAAGAAUCUCCCUUCCAGUCCCCAUGCCACGAAAGAGGCGCCCUCAGCCUGGUCCCCAUCCUCCUGAUAAGCCACCACAGCCACCAGUGCCACGGCCACGCAGCAAACUAACAGAGUCCACUCCUUUUGAUAAUUUCCUGGACCCUUCUGCACCUCGACCUGUUCUGAGGACAGAGGAACAGACUGGAGAAGAAGCAAAAAUGAGGAAACUCAAGAGAGGAGCAACUCUCCGCUGGUUCAAAGAGACGCAGGCCCAGAAGGUCAUGCAGGAUGAUGGGGCCUUUCCUAGCUGGCUGCAUGGGAUGAUCAGCCGGAGGGAAGCUGAAAACUUGCUGAUUGACAAGCCUUUGGGUUGCUUCCUUGUUCGGAUCAGCCAGAGCCGACCGGGCUACACCUUGACAUACAGGGGUGAAGGCCGCUGCAGACACUACAUGAUCGAGAUGCAGCCCAAUGCACGCUAUGUCAUCCUGGGGGAAGACCGGGCUCACGCCUCGCUCACUGAACUGGUUCGGUAUCACCAGGCUGUGGGCAUCCAGCCCUUCAUGGAGAUCCUGACUGUUCCCUGUGGGCAG